Camellia sinensis is the source of this 789-nucleotide messenger RNA. The record is from RefSeq and is a predicted model, not a curated record. NCBI's taxonomy places the organism in Eukaryota, Viridiplantae, Streptophyta, Magnoliopsida, Ericales, Theaceae.
UUAAGAAGGAAAGAAGCUUCCAAACGUGCCUUAAUGGUUUUUCGUUUUUUUGAAAUCAAGCCGGGCUCUACUCUUUCCGACAAUAAUUUUCUUGUUUCGUUAGCCCCAUUCCGAUCACUCACCAUUUCGCAGAGACACAGAGACAGAGAGAGAAAGAGAGAGAGAGAGACUUUUAACCAUAAUCGCAUCUUCAUAUAUAGAAAGAGAAAGGGCAAAUUCGAGAGAGUGGAGAUAGAAGAGAGCGACUCAGAUUUCUAUUUCGCUUGAUAUUUUGAGCAAUUUGUCGGAAAAAAACCCUAAUUUUUUUUUUUUUUUGAAUUCUAAGAAUUAGGGCUUAUACACUGAAGGGAUCGAAGCUAAGAUCGAAGAGCGACUCAGAUUUCUAUUUCGCUUGAUGUCUUGAGCAAUUUGUUGAAAAAAAACCCUAAUUUUUUUUUUGAAUUCUAAGAAUUAGGGUUUAUACAGUGAAGGGAUCGAAGCUAAGAUCGAUAUUCUCAGGAGCAAAAGUGUUAUGCUUUUGCGUGAAUCGACGCUGAUUCAUACAUAUAUGUUCUAUAUCUGCACAUAUGGUGGGGUUUAACUCCGUAGUUGAAAUUGUGGGUUCUGAAAUGGAGGGUAGGAAAAUUACAGCCAGUCCUCGGCCUUCCUGUGGCCGCCGGGUCGUGGCCAAUAAACGGCCUCGCAGCAAUAGUGUUAAGAAAAUUCAGCGAAGGGAGAUUUGUUCGAAGCGUGAUCGUGCUUUUGGUAUGAGCGAUGCUCAAGAGAGAUUCAGAAACAUUCGGUUGCAGG